This is a messenger RNA of Raphanus sativus (radish), 1725 nucleotides long. RefSeq lists its product as uncharacterized. The coding region runs from base 1 to 1725 and encodes 574 amino acids. The transcript has a single exon. The record is from RefSeq and is a predicted model, not a curated record. Lineage: Eukaryota; Viridiplantae; Streptophyta; Magnoliopsida; Brassicales; Brassicaceae.
AUGACUGCAAUCCCUGUUGAAAUAGCUGUUGUUUUGAAUGCUGGACUGGAGCAUUACCAAACGAUUGGAGAUUACAACAGACCUGAUCGGUUAUACACCAACAGGUCUGCGAUCCGCCCACCAGCGAUUCAGAGGAAAGAUUUUGAAUUGAAACCAAAAUAUUUAUCUCUAGUAGGUAAAAACCCCUUUCAUGGUCUCCCUCAUGAAAAUCCCAUAGACCAUAUUGAAGCACUUGAGGACUUUGUGUCUAACAUAAAGAUGCAGGGAGUUUCCGAAGACUACCUAUUCUGCAAACUCUUCCCGCAUUCUCUUGAUGGAGACGCGACCUGCUGGCUGAAACAACUGCGCCCAGGAUCUCUGACUUGCUGGAGCGAUAUCAAAAGUGCCUUUCUCAAAAAUUUCUUCGAUGACGCACGGACCGAAGAAUUUAGGAAUAAUAUCUAUAAUUUUUCUCAAGGCACUGCUGAAGCUUUUAAAGCCUCUUGGGUGAGAUUUAAAGGCUACCAGCGAGACUGCCUCCACCAUGGAUUAUCCGAGAUUCAACUACUUAAUAUUUUCUUCAGAGGUCUCGAUUUGAUAUACCAAUUGACUUUGGACGCUGCAAGUCAAGGGAACUUCAAAACUAGGAGCCCCAAAGAAGCCACAAGGCUAAUUGAAAAUAUAGCAACCAGCACUAGUACCGCGAAGGUUGAUCUCGAGAGGAGAAAUAUGGAGAUUUCCAAUGGAGAUCGGAUAUCCAAGACCUCUUCACAUGAAGGAGAUGAAGAAGAACAUGUAAACCUCAUCGAUCAGAUUAUCUAUUACAAACAAAAACUUGUUAACCCGCAGAUAAACAUGAGGUCUACAAGAAGCCAUGAGGAAGAACAGACUCAUGAGAGCAUUGUGGAAUCUAAAUUGGAAGAAAUUUUGAAAGACCAGCAGAAUACUGUCCUGGAUGCUGAUGUAAGAUUUGAUUCCAUGUGCUCUAAUUUCAAUAAGAAAUUUAAGGCUUUGAGCGAUCAUUUAAAAGUUUUGGAAAGCCGAGUUUCCCGCGACGAUGGGUUUGUCCGAAGAGAAAAAGAAUGUCUCCCUAGAAGGAUCGACACAAACCCAAAACGUCAAGUCUGCUCUGUACUUCUAAGAAGCGGGAAACGCCUUGUUCCAACUACAAGAGAAAGCGUUUCCAAUGGCGAACUCGCUAAAGGAGAGAGAACUGAAAAAUGUGGAUCCAAACCAAUAAUUCUUGAUGAUUCUGAACCGAUUAACCUCAGCGAUGAUAAAAAGGAAGAUUCAACUAUCGAUCGACAAAGUAAACAAGAUAUCGAUCAACAGAAGGGUAAGAACAUCGAUCGACGUGGUGAUGCAACCAUCGAUCGACGUCCUACACCUACUACACUGAGAACGACACCCGUCGAACCGGUAACAGAGAGAAUGUACAAACCUUUAACACCCUUCCCUCCCAACACGUCGCAGACAAAACGAGAAUUGGAUAAAGCAAUUUGCAAGAAAGCCCUCGAAAACAUCACAGUUGAAAUGCCACUGAGCGAUGCCAUGAAAGUUUCACCCCCCAUUAAAAAAUAUGUUAAAGACAUGGUAUCCAAAAGUUUUCCAUCAUCGGAAAACAGUUUCAUGAUGGUUUCCGAAGAUGUAAGUGCCAUAAUCCAAGGCGAAACGCCGAUCAAAAGACCUGACCCUGGAAGUUUUGUUCUAGAUUGCAACAUAAAAGAUAAACGAUUUGAUAGAUAA